Messenger RNA from Arabidopsis lyrata subsp. lyrata, 1235 nucleotides. RefSeq names its product NAC domain-containing protein 90. Gene Ontology annotation, biological process: regulation of DNA-templated transcription. The transcript is spliced from 3 exons. The record is from RefSeq and is a predicted model, not a curated record. Gene Ontology annotation, molecular function: DNA binding. The coding region runs from base 369 to 1076 and encodes 235 amino acids. NCBI's taxonomy places the organism in Eukaryota, Viridiplantae, Streptophyta, Magnoliopsida, Brassicales, Brassicaceae.
UUAAAAGAUAGGAAAACUAAGGGAAAAGAGACUGAAACUUGACGGCAAGACGAAUGCUUGACUCAUUCAAUGGACGUACGUGGCUCGUAAAAAGUUUACUAAACAGUAAACACAUAACAACGAAAGUAAUCAAACACACACACACACAAAACAUCCUUGUCGUCUUUACCAAUAUCCGUACAAAAAGGGAAAUAAAAAAAUAAUCAAAAAACGCGUAGAGAACUUUUCUACAUUCACUCGGAGAAACCAAUCUUUACAGCUUUCAACAACUUAUUUAAUGACAAUGAGUCCAUAACAUCUAAGUUAAUAAUAUAGGUAGAGCUACAAUUAAUUAGAGUUUUUCUUAAUAUUACCUAUAUCGUACAAAAAUGGCGGAUGAGGUCACAAUCGGGUUUCGCUUCUAUCCCACGGAAGAGGAACUGGUUGCGUUCUACCUACGAAACCAGCUUGAAGGAAGGAGUGACGACUCAAUGCACCGUGUCAUUCCUGUUCUUGAUGUCUUUGAGGUCGAGCCUAGUCAUCUUCCAAAUGUUGCGGGAGUGAGAUGUCGAGGAGACGCUGAGCAAUGGUUCUUCUUCGUGCCACGACAAGAACGCGAAGCUAGAGGAGGUAGACCGAGUAGAACCACGGGGUCAGGAUACUGGAAAGCGACUGGAUCACCUGGUCCUGUCUUUUCCAACGACAACCGAAUGAUUGGAGUCAAGAAAACUAUGGUUUUCUACACUGGGAAAGCACCAACCGGAAGAAAAACAAAAUGGAAGAUGAAUGAGUACAAAGCCGUUGACGAAACAGUCAACGCUUCCACAAUCCCUAAGUUGAGACAUGAAUUCAGUUUAUGUCGUGUCUACAUAACAACAGGAAGCUCCAGAGCAUUUGAUAGACGUCCUGUGGAAGUUUUGCAGACAGAGAGAAUGCUUACAAGUGAUGUUGCGGUGGCUGAGACAUCGUUUCGUGUCGAAAGCUCAUCGGAAACUUCGAUUUCAGGAGGAGAAAAUAUUGAUCUCUCUAUGAGUACAGAGUUGGUUGAUGGAUUAACAGAACCAAUCUGGGAAUGGGAACAGCUGAGUUGGCCUUGAAGCUAUAUAGAUUUUAUAAUGAAGCAAAUUUAAGUUGUUUCAAUUGCUUAUUGUUAGUUGAAUUUUAUGACCACAAUGAUUCUUUCUCUUAUUUUUUACUACCUUGUAACGUGAGAAUUUAGGCAAGAAUAAAUUACCCAAUAAGUAUAGUAUUUGAGA